CGGAAGUAAAGGACGGAUGACUGUUUCAUUUCGCUGUUUCUGUGUCUCUGGAGUCGGAGCGGUUGGUUUUUCAGGAGGGAAACUUUACAAGGUUUGACGGGAUUUGACCACGAUUAAUUCAUUUCGCCUAAUUACCAGAGCCGGUGCGCCGUACUGAAAGGAGUCCAGAGUCAUGUCGGGCAUUGCAUUGAGCCGGCUUGCACAGGAGCGCAAGGCAUGGCGGAAGGACCAUCCUUUCGGAUUUGUUGCCGUACCAACAAAAAAUCCAGAUGGAACCAUGAAUCUCAUGAAUUGGGAGUGUGCUAUUCCCGGGAAGAAAGGGACUCCGUGGGAAGGAGGCUUGUUCAAACUGCGCAUGUUGUUCAAGGAUGACUAUCCUUCUUCACCUCCAAAAUGUAAAUUUGAGCCACCACUCUUUCACCCGAAUGUGUAUCCAUCAGGCACAGUAUGCCUAUCUAUUCUAGAGGAGGACAAGGACUGGAGACCAGCCAUCACAAUAAAGCAGAUCUUAUUAGGUAUUCAGGAACUCUUAAAUGAACCAAAUAUCCAGGAUCCAGCCCAAGCAGAGGCUUACACAAUCUACUGCCAAAACAGAGUAGAAUAUGAAAAAAGAGUUCGAGCACAAGCCAAAAAAUUCUCCCCCUCGUAAGGGCGAAGACUUGCUCCGCUGUGGCAGAAGGAAUUUAACGAGAAUCACCUCCCCGCUCAGUCUCUCAAUGAAUGUGCUCCUCUCACAUCAGGACUUGCUUAAAGACUUCUAUUUAAACUCCACACAUUCUGUGCCAUCCGACCUACCUUUUUUUUUCUCCCUUUUUUUUUCGUUGUUCUUAAUUGCCAGUAAUGCUGGGAGGGGACCCUGGUCAUUUCUUUUUAAACAUUAACUGUCUUAUGCGGUGCGAGGGACGAGGCUCGUUACCAGUUUCAUCAACUCCGUGCAGGCUGGCUGUCGUCAAUGUUCAAA
Messenger RNA from Pungitius pungitius (ninespine stickleback), 961 nucleotides. It is a transcript of the gene ube2ib, whose product is annotated as ubiquitin-conjugating enzyme E2Ib. The record is from RefSeq and is a predicted model, not a curated record. Gene Ontology annotation, biological process: protein sumoylation. The coding region runs from base 173 to 649 and encodes 158 amino acids. The transcript is spliced from 7 exons. Gene Ontology annotation, cellular component: nucleus. NCBI's taxonomy places the organism in Eukaryota, Metazoa, Chordata, Actinopteri, Perciformes, Gasterosteidae. Gene Ontology annotation, molecular function: SUMO conjugating enzyme activity.